UACUAUUUUCCAAUGAUUUAUGGUGAUAAUGCAUCGAAUGAGAUUGAGCAAGUUAAGGUUACUUGUUACAACUUACUUAAUGAUUACCAAUCUCGAGCUUUCAAGCCAAAAUCUCAAAGUUCAUCUUCAGUUCCGCCUAUUUCAAUUUCAGAAAAUCAAGGUUCUUUGAAGAAAGACUUCAGUAAUCUAGUUGCAUUUCUUAACUCUUCUUCCACUAGUGUUCAUGUGAAAUCUGAAUUAGAUCAUUAUCUUAAAGAGCCUGUUUUGCCAUGGAUGCAAGAAUUUGAUAUUCUUAAUUGGUGGAAGACAAAUGGGAUAAAAUAUCCUACAUUACAAAUGAUUGCUAGAGAUUUUUUGGCUGUACCUGUGUCUUCAGUUGCAUCUGAGUUUGCUUUUAGUACUGGAAGUAGAGUUGUUAGUAUUCAUAGAAGUAGACUCCAUGAAGAUACUUUGGAAGCAUUGAUGUGCUCACAAAAUUGGUUAUGGUCAGAAAUUGAAGCUGGUUGUUCAAAUGAGAGUAUAUCUUGUUUAUGGGAUGCUGAGGAUGAUGUGAAUUAAAUCAUGCAUUUCACAAUUUUAAUAUGUAAGUUUGAUUUUUAUUUCUUUUUUUAUUUCAUUAUUUUUUAUGAUAAUGUGUAUUAUUUUGCAACUGUGGUAUUCUAAUUUUUCUGUAUUUGUUUUUUUGAAGCUUUUCAAGCACAAUUUGAUGUUGGAGAUUGAAAUGACCAAUUAAAUAUAUUUUAUGUU
Messenger RNA from Manihot esculenta (cassava), 747 nucleotides. RefSeq names its product zinc finger BED domain-containing protein RICESLEEPER 1-like. Gene Ontology annotation, molecular function: protein dimerization activity. The record is from RefSeq and is a predicted model, not a curated record. Lineage: Eukaryota; Viridiplantae; Streptophyta; Magnoliopsida; Malpighiales; Euphorbiaceae. The coding region runs from base 13 to 558 and encodes 181 amino acids. The transcript has 2 exons.